Solanum pennellii is the source of this 738-nucleotide messenger RNA. RefSeq lists its product as uncharacterized. Lineage: Eukaryota; Viridiplantae; Streptophyta; Magnoliopsida; Solanales; Solanaceae. The coding region runs from base 1 to 738 and encodes 245 amino acids. The transcript is spliced from 2 exons. The record is from RefSeq and is a predicted model, not a curated record.
AUGGCCCCCAAAGAUGGAAAUGAAUCGGACAAUGAUGAGGAGAUCCAAAACCAGAUGACUUCACAAGAAACAGGGACAACAGAAGAGAUAAGGGCGUUAAAACAACAAAUGGCAGAGCUGUGUCGACAAGCGAUCCGAUAUAUCCCCUUGAUUCGGCCCUAUGCUAACACAUCCAAUGUCGCUGGAAUUUCUAUGGUGCGCCCUUCGAAUACGCCUGUGAUAAGUAAUCCACUCUUUGUGUCAACUGCCCCGACUAACAGCAUCCCGCAGCCAACGAUGGUGCCCAAAUCCAAUAGCGAUCCUCCGCCCAAAGUUCGACGUGAUCAGAGUUACACUCUUGAAGAGGCCAUUAAAAUUCCAAGAUCUCAUCCCCACAUUCAUCAAUAUAGUUCCCCUGUCCAAAUUGAGAGGAUGGUCAAGAAUGAGGAACAUGAAGAAAUGACUAAGAAAAUGAAGAGUUUGGAACAGAGUAUAAGAGAUAUGCAAGGACUAGGAGGCCACAAAGACAUCUCGUUCAGUGACUUGUGUAUGUUUCCUCACGUCCAUUUGCCUACUAGUUUUAAAACAUCAAAGUUUGAAAAAUAUGAUGGUCACGGAGACCCCAUAGCUCAUCUAAAGAGAUAUUGCAACCAAUUGAGGGGUGUAAAGGGCAAAGAAGAGUUACUUAUGGCCUAUUUUGGGGAAAGUUUAGUAGGGAUUGCAUCUGAAUGGUUCAUAGAUCAGGAUAUCACCAACUGA